Dermacentor albipictus is the source of this 1129-nucleotide messenger RNA. Lineage: Eukaryota; Metazoa; Arthropoda; Arachnida; Ixodida; Ixodidae. The record is from RefSeq and is a predicted model, not a curated record.
AUGGGGCGUGGAACCGGCGAGAUGGCGGUGACCCUUACAAGUUUUCUACUGCUCACGCAGGUGUUUACGGCGAACCUUUCCCUGGCGGUUCUUCCUCACGGAUUACCCUUCGACGACGUAUGCCUGGAAUUGUUCGACAGCGGUUCUUCGUCUUCGACAGAUUUGUUCGAGGCCUUCAAGCUACAACAGUGUCCAGCUGGUGACGAAUUUGGACAUUUUCCGUUUCUGAGCUGGCAACAUUGCCAAGAGGGCGUUGACGCUGUCAAGUGUCAGCUACAAAAGCAGCGGAGCAGCACUGUGACGAUGGGGCGUGGAACCGGCGAGAUGGCGGUGACCCUUACAAGUUUUCUACUGCUCACGCAGGUGUUUACGGCGAACCUUUCCCUGGCGGUUCUUCCUCACGGAUUACCCUUCGACGACGUAUGCCUGGAAUUGUUCGACAGCGGUUCUUCGUCUUCGACAGAUUUGUUCGAGGCCUUCAAGCUACAACAGUGUCCAGCUGGUGACGAAUUUGGACAUUUUCCGUUUCUGAGCUGGCAACAUUGCCAAGAGGGCGUUGACGCUGUCAAGUGUCAGCUACAAAAGCAGCGGAGCAGCACUGUGACGAUGGGGCGUGGAACCGGCGAGAUGGCGGUGACCCUUACAAGUUUUCUACUGCUCACGCAGUGAUGUACGUCAAGAACGACAGCACAUCGUAACAUUCAGCAUUCCAUUUGAAAGCUGUGUGCCAUGGGAAAAUCCUUGCUGACAACCUUAGCUACGCUUGCAAUUCUUAUAUCUGUCACAGCUCCCAAGGGCUGGCCAAGGGACUAUGGCUUUGGCAGUCCUGUGUGCGUGUGCGGCAUGACGUACUGUGACUUCAUCAGCGACAUCGGGCCCCUGCCGAAAGGAGCAGCUAUUGUCUUUGAGAGCAGCAAGGCCGGACUCCGGUUCCAGAAAACUGUAUUGCGCCGCGAAGAAACAGAUCCACCAGGCAACAACACUUUGCUGCUUGUGAUAAACCCAACAGAAACGUACCAGGAAAUAUUUGGUUUCGGAGGCGCCUUCACUGACGCAGUUGGGUUAAAUCUGAGAAAUCUCUCGAUGCAGCUGCAGGACGCUAUUAUCGGGUCCUACUACUCCACAGCAG